UUUUUUGUUUUUUUUUUACAAGUAAAAGGUCAGGGAAGCCGAAUUUCGGCGCAGUGCAUGACACGCGCCGGAAAGUCCGAUUUCCACCCUUAUGUCGAGUGGAGCUCGUUAGCACCGCCUCCAAACGCGGAAACGAAUGAAAUUUUCCGUCCCUUUCUCCCGAGACAAGUGCAGCAUCCUUUUUCGUCCAACAUCCUGUAGUUGAUACAAUCGUAAUCGAAGCUUAUUUAUUCAAGGGCAGUUAAAAACUGUGUGUUUCCGCGAGAAUAUCUAUAACUAUGUGUUUUAUUGCCGAAUGACUCAUUAACGGGCAGUAAAAUUUGUCAAGUGCUGUGUUUUUAAUUCACCUCUGAUGCGAUGGAAUUUUCAUUUAUCAACAAGGCGAACUUUGACAAGGAUUGUUUAUACAACGCGAACUCCGAGUUUUAUAAUAAUAGUUCCAAUGGGGGCCUGUCCGUGGCCAAUCACAUGAAUCACUAUAAUCUAAUGAUUGAUUCCAGCUACAAGCUAUGUGCCAACGAGACAGCUAUAAGGGGUUCCCUGAACCAGGAGUCGAGCUUACUCUUUUCCAAAAUCACCACAGUUUCGGAAUUUUAUCCAGGAACUCACAACAUUGCGUCCUAUAACUCUGACUUUCAUUUAAAACCCUAUGGAGAUGACGGCUUGACCCUCACAGAUAAAUCAAAGCAGAGACGGAUUCGAACUACUUUUACUUCCAACCAACUUAACGAGCUGGAAAAAAUCUUUUUAGAGACCCAUUAUCCAGACAUCUAUACUAGAGAAGAGAUCGCAUCAAAAUUACAUUUGACAGAAGCCCGAGUUCAGGUUUGGUUUCAAAACAGAAGAGCAAAAUUUCGAAAGCAAGAGAGACAUGCCAUUUACAUAAUGAAAGACAAAUCCAUUAAAAUGGAUACUCGAAAGAAUUCUUCAGCUGGGUCAAAAUAUCUAGGUCCAUCUCUUAAGGCUCCUCAAAAUGCCCGUCAAGUGAAAUGCUUAUACGAUCAAAUAUAGAAUCCACUAAUAUCUAUGUAAAUAUUAGUAUACAUUUUGAUGAAUACAAUUAUUUUGAUAUUAUUUUUACUAACUUUUUGGAGCGAAUUUGCGUUAAAUAAAUAAGAUCUGUGUAACA
Molecule: messenger RNA, 1129 nt
Organism: Drosophila eugracilis
Lineage: Eukaryota; Metazoa; Arthropoda; Insecta; Diptera; Drosophilidae
Gene: PHDP
Product: paired mesoderm homeobox protein 2B
Exons: 3
Coding region: 358-1011 (217 amino acids)
Biological process (GO): regulation of transcription by RNA polymerase II
Molecular function (GO): DNA-binding transcription factor activity, RNA polymerase II-specific; RNA polymerase II transcription regulatory region sequence-specific DNA binding
Source: RefSeq, a predicted model, not a curated record